AUGUCAAUCUCCAUCUUCAUCCUAUGGGUAGCAAGCAUCCCAUUAACAUUAAUCCAUGCAGAUGAUCUUCCUGCUCCUAGAGGUUUCUUGGUAAGUUGUGGAUCUUCGGAGAGUAUAAACAUUAGUGGUUUAAAAUACAUACCGGACCUAAGUUUUACCUCCGUUGGAAAUGCAACAACUGUGAAAAACAAAACAGACCAACUAUUUCCUAUAUUGUCAAAUCUAAGGUUCUUCCCAGAUAAAUCUGCUCGCAAAUUUUGUUACACCUUCCAAGUGAUUCAAGGAGCCAAGUACCUUGUUAGGACCACUUACUACUAUGGUAAUUUCGAUGGAAAACAAGAUCCACCCGUGUUCGAUCAAAUCAUCGACGGAACUAGGUGGAGCAUCGUCAAUACCACUGAUGAUUAUGGCAAGGGUCUUGCUUCUUAUUACGAGCUUGUAGUUGCUGCCCAUGCCAAGGUCCUUUCGGUUUGCCUUGCUCGUAACGGGUACACUAAAGGUGCUUCUAGCCCCUUCAUAUCUGCCAUAGAAGUCAUGUUCCUCGAUGAUAUUCUUUAUAAGUCUGUUGAUUUCCACAACUAUGCACUUAGCACUGUUGCUCGUCAUACCUUUGGUAAGGAUCACAAAGAUAAUGGUGAAGCAAAUUUUAUCAGUUAUCCAGAUGACGAGUAUAACCGAAUGUGGCAACAAUUCAAAGAUACAAAUCCAACAGUGAAAUGUCAAUCUAACAUAACACCAUCGGAUUUUUGGAACAUGCCACCAAGUCAGGCAUUAAGCUCAGCAAUAACAACAAGCCGAGGCAAAACCCUCGAAAUCAAGUGGCCGCCAACGCCAUUGUCCGAUAGCAACUACCACAUAUCUCUUUACUUCCAAGAUAACCGAACUCCUAGCCCAUACAGUUGGAGAGUGUUUAACAUAUUGAUUAACGGCGACGCGUUUUAUAACAAGAUCAAUGUAACAACUAGUGGGGUGAAUGUGUAUACACCUGAAUGGCCUCUAUCCGGUCAAACUCAAAUCACGUUGAUCCCGGAGGACGGCGCCCCUGUUGGACCUGUCUUGAACGCUGCCGAGAUGUUUCAGCUCCUUCCCCUUGGUGGGAGGACUAGUGACAAGGAUGUGACUGCAAUGACUGAUUUGGAUCGAAGCUUGAAUAAUCCGCCCGGUGAUUGGAACGGAGAUCCUUGCUUACCUCGAAAAAAUUCAUGGAGUGGAGUUACAUGUUCCCAAUCAAACGGCAUUGCUCGAGUUGAAGCUAUGAAUUUGACAGGUUUGGGGCUCUCUGGAUCUUUAUCGACAAGCAUAAAAGAUCUAACUGCAAUUGCCCAUCUUUGGCUUGGGCAUAACAAACUCUCUGGUACGUUGCCGAAUAUGAGCUCCAUGAAGAUGCUAGAAACCUUGCAUUUGGAAAAUAAUCAAUUUGAAGGAUCAAUUCCUGAAUCAUUAGCCAAACUUCCACGAAUCCGUGAGAUAUAUCUUCAAAACAACAAAUUUAAGGGUCGUAUCCCUAGCAGUCUAAAGAAUCGACAAGGUCUUACGAUUCGGUAA
Chenopodium quinoa (quinoa) is the source of this 1545-nucleotide messenger RNA. RefSeq names its product putative leucine-rich repeat receptor-like serine/threonine-protein kinase At2g14440. Lineage: Eukaryota; Viridiplantae; Streptophyta; Magnoliopsida; Caryophyllales; Amaranthaceae. The coding region runs from base 1 to 1545 and encodes 514 amino acids. Gene Ontology annotation, molecular function: protein binding. The transcript is spliced from 8 exons. The record is from RefSeq and is a predicted model, not a curated record.